Messenger RNA from Rhizopus microsporus ATCC 52813, 3711 nucleotides. RefSeq lists its product as uncharacterized. The coding region runs from base 97 to 3492 and encodes 1131 amino acids. Gene Ontology annotation, biological process: protein export from nucleus. Lineage: Eukaryota; Fungi; Mucoromycota; Mucoromycetes; Mucorales; Rhizopodaceae. Gene Ontology annotation, molecular function: nuclear export signal receptor activity. The record is from RefSeq and is a predicted model, not a curated record. The transcript has 13 exons. Gene Ontology annotation, cellular component: cytoplasm; nuclear pore.
AUUAACAGUUCAAAAAUAAAAAGUCACAUUGUCAACAAGAUGAUACAAAACAGAAACUUUUGAAAUCUUUUUUCUGUCUGUUUUGAUAGAUCUGCUAUGAGCAACAAUCAAGAACCAGAAAACUAUGCCAUAGUUGCAAAACAGUAUGAAGAAGCAUGCAGUGAUUUCCAAAUCCCGGCUACAAGAGCAGCUGCAGAACAGAUUCUAAAUCAAUUUCGUCAAAUACCUAAUGUUCUACCCAUCUGUCAAUAUAUUCUCGAGCAUACACAAUCACCCAUGGUUCAGUUUCAAGUCACCUUGGCCAUUGGCGACGUUGCUGUUAGAGAAUAUUCACUUUACGAUCUACCUUACUUGAGUCAGCUGAAGCACUAUUUAUUAGACUAUUGCCUACAAAGACCAAAUUUGAUGAAAUACGUGCGUGAACAACUUGUCUUGGCUGCAGCACUGAUUACAAAGCGUAGUUUAUUUGAUAAUAGAUUUGAUGAUAGCGACACAAUCCUACUUCAUAUAACUGAGCUUAUCAGCAUGGAAGCUGAAAAUGCACGAAUUCUCGGUCUAGCAUUUGCCAAUGCCCUUAUGGACCAAUUCUCCAACACGAAAGCAACAACCAUCGGCCUUACCUGGGAACACCAUCACAAAUGCAAAUUGUUUUUUGAGACAAGCGUACUCUUACCGUUACUUCAACAGGUUCUUGGAAAGCUUCACGCUUUCAUUAGCCAAUGUCCAAAGUCAAUCGAUAUGGAUCCACCCGCUGAACUAGUAGAGAUGAUCGUAUUGAUUGAAAAAAUUCUGCAUUGGGAAUUUGUAUUGGAUUCUAAGCCUGUAUUAGCAGGAACAUUUUCUAAAGAAAACGAUUUGGAUGACUUUGAUAAAGAGGAUGGACCAUCCUCCGUCAAACAGAGCUACGUGAUUUAUCCAAAGCGAUGGCAACCUGUGAUCGGAAACAGCGAGGUCCUUUGGCUGUUCUUUAUGACCUAUUCUACUGUAAAGGACGAUGAUGUGUUAGGUCAUCGAUGCAGACAAUGCUUGAUUCAGCUUUCCGGGUUCAAACCAGAUUUUUUUGACAAUGACACACACAUGAUUAGAACUUAUGCCGAAACGAUGAUUCAUGGUGUUCGCAAGAUGCUGAGCGACAUCACUGUGUUUGGUACCACACCUGAUGCUUUAAGCGAACAAGGACCACAGAUGCUUGGUACUAUUCAAAUUAUUAGACGCCUGGUCGAGAAUACGUCCAUGGCUAUUCUUUGUUCUAUACCUGGCUUCUUUCAAUUCUUAAAUGAAGUGGGUCAUAUCACUGUCAGUUGUCUUGGAGCUACAAUUGUAGAAGUCGAUGAAGGCUGGAUAAGUGAAGCCUGUGAUGAAUGUCUUCAGACAUGGGUCAAAGUAUCUGAUAGUAGUAUCUGGGAUGGCAUGACACCAGACCAAAAACAACACCUUGUUCAAUACUUGACCCAUGUCUCUUAUCAGAUAGUAGACACAUAUAUCAACACACGACUAGAGCAUGCCAAAGCUGUUCUUGAAGAUGAAGAGGAGGAAGAUGAGAUUGAUGCUGGGUUUAAGGAUUGGGACACAUUUGGAGAUCAGUUGACCUGCAUUGGAACACUUGCUCGUAUAAAUCCUCAGCCAUGUAUUGCGCGUCUUCAUCAACUAUUUUAUGAACGAUAUGAUAAGUUUCGAGCAUUCUUUACGAAUCAUGCCGAUAAUGUUCAAGAGCUUCUUCUUAUUCAUGAACAAAUACACUGGAUUAUUUUAAUCGCAGCACAUGUUCUUGCAGAUGCUGGAAAAGGCGAACAGCCGAUGAUACCAGAGAGUAUCAUGCAGCUCUCAGGAACGCAAAGUGUUGACCAGGAUGUAACUGUUCGCUUAUCAGAAGCCUUUAUUGAACUAUUUAGAUUUACAUCUAACUUUGAUUCCAAUACUGUUGAAGCUUCUAAUUGCAGUCCUCGUGUUGCAGAAACAUUGGUAUGGUACUUGGAGAGAUGGUGCAAAUCUUAUUUGUUGAUAGAUGAAAACGAAUAUAGCUACAUUAGUCCAAAUAUUGCCAAGGCCUUUGGUAGACCUGGUCCUUCUGAUGGGAAAGGACUGCAAGUGAUAGACUUUUUUAUCGAAGGCAUGAGGAGCAGCUUUGUUUUAUGGAACGCAGAUCCUGAUGUACUCAAACAGCUUAUUCAAUGGCUCAAUACUUGUGGAGCAUCUACAAACAUGAAACGAGGGCUUUUGCAGUCUGCCCGUUUCCCUAGUUUAGUAGAGUUUCUUGCAAAGAAUUUGCAAAAAUUGCCAGAAGUUAUUCACAGUUCACUCAUACAAACCCUUGCUACUAUCUCAAGUGGAGCUACUGAUGAGACAAUGAAAAGUAAUUAUUUUGGCAUGAUGUUUAGUAUGAUUGAGGAGCGUCUAAGCGCUGUCCUUCAUGACCCCAGAUUCCAUAGCAACUACCAAAACGGUGAAGUGAUCAACAAUGUGAUUAAUGCAUUAGAAAUGUUUGAUGGUUUAGCACUUGCUUGUCAAUACAACAACACAGAGAUUAUAUUCAGCUUUUGUGCGCGAUUCUUUGAUAGUUUCAUACAGCUAAUGAACAUUUAUAAGAGUGUACCAGAGGUACAGCUGACUAUCCUUCAUUUGUUUUCACAUCUUGCUGGUCGAUUAGAUUUUGGAUAUCUUACGCCUGAAAACAAGCAAACAUUAUUUGCAGCUAUAAACCAGGUUAUUCAAUCCUUUGGAGCUGCUAAUCAAGGCAAGAAGAGAAUGCAUACACAAGAAGAAGAAGAAGAUCAGCCGUAUGAAGAUAUAUCGACUACAUUGGCCAUGCUCUCCAAUGUGAUGGCGUCUGGUAUAGAAGACUUUAGUAGGAAAGAACAAGGGUUAGAUAAUGAUAGAGGAGUGGCAGAUGUUGUCUUGUUUGGUAUAAAUAUUGUGAUCCCCAUGGUUGAUUUAGAAAUGCUCAAGAUUCCUUCCUUAUGCCGCCAAUAUGUGCAAUUGAUUUCGCAUUUAAUAGAAUUAUUCCCGGAUAAACUGUCUGGUUUACCACCUGCAUUAUUCAACAACUUGAUGGGUAGCUUACAGUUUGGCAUUCAGCAUGAUAUACCAGAAAUCAACAUCCUAACCCUUCGAGCUGUCACACCUUUGACUGUAUGGGCCAUGCAUCAACAAAUGAAUGGAACCAACAUUGAGUUCCUGAAACCCUCAUUGCAAAAGUUCUUGGAGACAUUGAUGCAUAAUUUAUUGUUUGAGCAUUUGGAUACCAGCGUCCUUGAAUCAUCUGCAGAUGCAUUACUAGUGUUGAUGUGUGUCCAAAGAGAUGUGUACAUGAUGCUUGCUCAUCAAGUUAUCUCACAACAAGCAACGGAGUAUCAGACACGUCUAUUAGAGGCAUUUGGAACAUUAGAUAUGGCCAUACCUAAGCAGCAACUACCAAACAAGAGCUCAACUGAAUUUUUAGAGGCACUACUUUCCUUUUUGAUGGAUGUGCGUGCUGUAUUGAGAGUGAAAUAGAGAAUUAUGAUGUAUAUUUUAUUUAGCUUAGUAUUGAUUUCUUUAUUUGUUGUGUGUGUGACCCAUUCUGUUUACCUAAAAUAAAUCUCGUUGUUAAUACAAAAAAGGUUAGACAAGUAGUGCAAGAUGAGGGGCUUUUUUUUGUUUACUUGCUGCAGAAAAUGUCCGUCUUUAUAAAAAUAAAACUAAGUCACUAUGGCAAGAGUUGUCAUAAUAUGC